AUGGACCCUGCAGCACUGAACACCAUGAUGGAGGCUCAGGCACGUAGGCAUGAAGAGACCUUGGCAGCGGUGAUGGAGAGGAUGAAUGCCAUGUUCCUCGCGGCCAACCAGAGGAGGGAACCGGUGGCCGAACCAGCAGUAGCGCCUCCGAAACCUAAAGUGGUGAAGAUGUCGCUGGAGGAUGAUCCCGAGGCCUAUUUAACAUCCUUUGAAAGGCAGGCGACAGCAGCCCUAUGGCCUCGGGAGUGGUGGGCUACCCAGCUGGGACCCAAUCUGAUCGGGGAAGCCCAGGCAGCCUACCACGGUUUAACCCAUGAACAAGCCAUGGAUUAUGAUCUUGUAAAGAAAGCCAUCCUUCAGCGACUGGACAUCACGGAGGAGACGCACCGCCGCCGGUUCCGGGAGUACCAACGCCCAGAAGGAGUCCGACCCCGAGUAAUGGCCCAGCAGUUGGUGGACCAGGUGACCCGGUGGCUCUGCCCUGGUGAACGCACAGCAGAGGAGGUGGCUGAGAUUGUCACCAUUGAACAAUUUAUACAGUUGCUGGGGCCAGAAGCCAGUAAUUGGGUCAGCCGGCACCGGCCCACCACGCUGGACGCCGUGGUCAGGUUGGCUGAGGGGUACGAGGACUCUAUGCCCACACCGCUGCCCACCCCGAUACAUUCCACGCCGACCUUCAUCAGACCCAGGAUGGCGGGCCCAAGGCCGGGGCCCCUUCACCCACACACACCCUUCACGUCUGGACCAGCACCCUCACGUUCCCCAACGGGUGGCCUCGCUCCACAACACUGGAGGCCGAGGUCAACCCCCAGCUGGGGUAGAACAGGGGCCCCCUCCCCGCUGUCAGGUCGGCAGCGGGACAAUCAGGCUCCGUGGGCGCCUCUCCCUCUGGAAUGUUACCGGUGCCAUGGGGUCGGCCACCUUGCCCGGAAUUGCCCCUCAGCAAUGGAGUGUGGUGCGGCUUCGCAUUAUUUGGUACCGGCGACAGGAGCAGCGGGGGAAACUAUUGGAGAUAUUUUUCCGCUGCAUGCUGAUCUGUUCCCCUCUCGGUUCCGCCCAAAAAAAACUAAACGAGAGAGAAGGGUGGAAAAAUGGGAGGGCGCAUCAAUGACACGAGGUUGGGGUUUGGUAGGAGACUCCUCCACGUCUGAUAAACGCCAGGGAAAGGGAACUGGGAUCCAGUGUGACCGACCGGGCCGAGUUACUGAGACCCCUAGUGCUGAGGCUACCAUAUCCCCGCUCGAUAUACCGAAAGUCUGGGACCGAGAUGUUGAUCUAGCGUACGAGCAAAAAAAUGAUCCUACGCUGGCUAACCUCUGGGGGCAGGUUCGGUCUAUCGAGGGGAAGGAAGUAGAUGGCAAUCGGCCGCUCACAUACCCUCACCACAUUGUGCUUGGGCAUUUGCUGUAUAGAGUAUCCCGAGCCCCGAGCACAGGGCAGACUGUAACACAGUUACUCGUUCCUCAGUCUUUUCGACAUGAGAUCAUGCGGUUGGCUCAUGAUGUCCCUUGUUCGGGCCACUUAGGUAGCGAAAAGACUCAGGAACGAAUAUUGGCUCGAUUUUACUGGGCGGGAGUGUACAGUGAGGUGAAGCGGUAUGUGGCGACCUGUAGAGAGUGCCAACAGGUAGCGCCGGGGCGGGUUCGCCCGGCCCCAUUGGUUCCACUGCCCCUGAUCAAUAUCCCCUUUGAACGCAUUGCAAUGGACAUAGUGGGCCCAUUGAGCCAGUCUGACUGUGGAUAUACGCAUAUUUUAGUAGUGGUGGACUACGCGACCAGAUAUCCAGAGGCAGUACCAUUGAGGUCCACUAGUGCAUUAGCGAUUGCAAAAGAGUUAGUGCAGAUCAUAGCGAGAGUAGGGAUCCCCAAAGAAAUUCUGACUGAUCACGGAACUAAUUUUAUGUCACGGUGUUUAAAGGAACUGUAUAAAUUAUUACAAAUUCGAUCCAUUCGGACCUCCGUUUAUCACCCGCAAUCGGAUGGUUUGGUGGAACGUUUUAAUCAGACAUUGAAGCAGAUGCUGAGGCGGUUUGUCAACCAGGAGCAAAAACAUUGGGCUAAACUCCUUCCCUACCUGAUGUUUGCAGUGAGAGAGGUGCCUCAGAGCUCGACCGGGUUCUCUCCCUUUGAGCUGCUGUACGGGAGACAGCCACGAGGGGUCCUUGAUCUUGUAAAGGAAGGAUGGGAGGAGCAAAAUAAAGAUGCUAAAAACAUAGUGAAAUAUGUAAUUAUGUUGAGAGAUCGCCUGCAAUUGGUUGGUCAGUUGGCACACGAGAACUUAAAACAGGCUCAGCAUCGGCAAGAGCAGCAGUACAAUAAACAAGCACGGAUUCGGACUUUUCGGCCAGGAGAUAAGGUACUGCUGCUACUUCCCACUUCGGAGUCUAAACUGUACGCUAAGUGGCAGGGACCAUAUGAGGUGAUGCGGGCAAUUGGUAAUGUAAACUACGAAAUCAGACAACCCGAUCGCCGGAACAAAACUGAAAUUUACCAUAUUAAUUUAUUAAAACCCUACAAUGAAAGGGAGGCCCUGUUUAUAGCCAAUGACAGUAUAGAAGAGGAUUUUGGUCCCUCUGUCAGUACACCAGCUACAGUUAACAUUCCGAUGGGGGAACAAUUACUUCCUGAUCAGAAGUGUGAACUCCGUGGGUUAGUGAAACAAUUUGGUGAUGUUUUUUCUGACUUGCCUGGCAGAACUAAUAUGAUUGAACAUGCUAUUAUUACUCCCGCAGGUGUCAGGGUUCGAGAGAGACCGUAUCGAAUCCCGGAGAGUCGCAGGGGUGCCGUUGGCCGGGAGGUGAGGGAUAUGCUCGAGCUUGGAGUCAUUGAGCCUUCCCGGAGCGAGUGGAGCAGCCCGAUAGUGAUGGUGCCUAAGAAGGACGGCUCCACUCGGUUCUGCGUGGAUUUCAGAAAGGUUAAUGCCAUCUCCAAGUUUGAUGCAUAUCCCAUGCCUCGGGUAGACGAGCUCCUCGACCGACUGGGAGGAGCGCGGUUGAUUUCGACUUUGGAUCUGACGAAGGGAUACUGGCAAAUUCCACUGACCCAGAGUUCGCAAGAGAAAACUGCUUUCUCUACCCCGGGUGGCUUGUUCCAUUUCCAGACCAUGCCCUUUGGGUUGCAUGGAGCCCCGGCCACCUUUCAGAGACUGAUGGACCAGGUCCUAGCGCCCCAUCAGCAGUAUGCCGCUGCAUACAUUGAUGACGUGGUGAUUUUCAGCUCUACCUGGAGAGAGCAUAUUAUUAGACUUUCGGCCGUCCUACAGUCUCUGAGGGAGGCGGGGCUGACGGCUAACCUGGGCAAGUGUGCAUUCGGCAAACAAGAAACCCAGUAUCUUGGCUUCCUUAUGGGUAAUGGGCGGGUAAAGCCGAUCGCUUCUAAAGUCCAGGCUCUAGUGGAGACGGCGAUCCCGAGAACCAAACCGCAGGUGAGAUCACUAUUGGGGUUAGCAGGCUAUUAUCGCCGCUUUAUCCCCGAGUAUGCCACCAUAGUUAACCCCUUGGUAGAGCUCACCAAAAAGACGGCUCCAAAAAUAGUUAAGUGGACAGGGGAGUGUCAGGGGGCCUUUGACACGAUUAAGAGGAGACUAUGCCAGGCCCCAGCACUUAUUUCACCAGAUUUCAGUAAGGAGUUCAUCCUCCAGACCGAUGCCUCCCAGAUUGGUCUGGGGGCGGUCCUGUCCCAGCAAGUUGACGGGGUAGAACACCCGAUUAUUUACAUGAGCAAAAAAUUGGCUCCACGGGAGAUUAACUACUCCGUCAUUGAGAAGGAGUGUUUGGCCAUCAAAUGGGCCACUCAUGCCCUUCGCUAUUACUUGCUGGGGCGUUCUUUCACUCUUGUCACUGAUCAUGCUCCUUUAAGGUGGUUGCAUACGAUGAAGGACAAUAACGCUCGGAUAACUCGGUGGUAUCUGGCGCUGCAACCCUUCCACUAUACAGUGAAACAUCGUGCGGGUAAGGAGCAUCAAAAUGCAGAUUUUUUUUCAAGGGAGGGGGGCCCAUUGGGGAACUUAGAAUUGGCCGAGUGUGCCUUCGGCAUCACUCUGAGGAGACUGCCCCAGAAGUACAACAUGCUGAAGACUUUGUUAAACGUUCCAAACACCCAGGAGGGCAGAAACAGUAACAAAUGUAAAUUCUGA
Acipenser ruthenus (sterlet) is the source of this 4134-nucleotide messenger RNA. RefSeq lists its product as uncharacterized. The transcript is spliced from 3 exons. Gene Ontology annotation, molecular function: zinc ion binding; nucleic acid binding. The coding region runs from base 1 to 4134 and encodes 1377 amino acids. NCBI's taxonomy places the organism in Eukaryota, Metazoa, Chordata, Actinopteri, Acipenseriformes, Acipenseridae. The record is from RefSeq and is a predicted model, not a curated record. Gene Ontology annotation, biological process: DNA integration.